CCGCUAGAAAACUCCGACGUUUUGACGCGCGCGUAAUGAUUGGCGCGUUCUCAUCGGAACCCUAAAUCCUCGUAUUUCACUUUACCUCCGUAGCUCAGAAGCUUUUCUUCUGCCAGAGAGUAGUUCGUCGGAGAAGCAUUAGCAAUGAUGAGGAGUUGCAAGGUUUACUCCACCACAAGAACAGAUAUAUUAUUAUUUUUGUUUUUGUUUUUGUUUCAGUUCGCAUCGAUUGCUCAUUCUUAUAGGCCUGGAGAUAUCGUUCCCAUGAGCAAGAUGGGUCAAUACCAUUCGUCCAGGAGUCCUUGGCAUGAUGUGAUCGGUCGCCAUUGCCCAAUCUUCUCUGUGAAUCGCGAGGUAUUGAUGCCCAUAGCGAAGCCUACAGGUUACACUGGUGCUGAUCCCUAUAAACUAUCAUUUCAAGUCGGGAGGGAGAAGUUCCUUAUUCCAUGGCUUUUUAUAAUUAAUCGGAAGAGCGCAGAGGUCCCAAUGAUUGAUGUCCAUCUGAGGUACUCAGGAGGCGAUAUACUUGGCGUCACGGCUAAAGUUGUGGACAUGCCUCAUCAUUAUGUUGAAAUUCAUCCACAGAUACGUAAGCAGUUCUGGGAUCUGCAAACUUGGCCAAAACAUGUGCUUCUCAGAUAUACAUGGGAGGAGCAGUCAGAGAUAGAUGUCACUGCUGGCUUUUAUGUUUUGUUUGGAUCAGGUCUCGUGUUGUCUUUUAUCCUCGCGAUUUACGUUUUACAGUCCUCUCAAGACAAAUUGGCCAGGUUUGUGAGGGAGACUGUUGCUGAAAGCAGCAUGCCUGGUGGAGGUGUGGCAAAGGUCGAGUGACAAAACUCUACUCUCCCAAGCUAUCAAAUACCCAUCGUCAGGUUAGAAGUUCCUGUGAUAAAAAGCAAGUCACCGGAGAUCUAAUUUUGAGCUGUACAAGGAUGAAGUGGAUGUGUGAUCUUCUGGUGAUUUUCCAUUGUUGAAUAUUGCUGUAGGACUCAGAUUCUGAAAGAUAAUCAACUCCAAUUACCAAAAGAAAAGGAAUGUACUAUUUUAUCAAUGAGGGAAAAGUUUACCAGUUCGGUCACCUUGAAUCACCUAGCAAAUGUCUGUCAAUCGAGAGAAACAUUUGGUAAUUUCACCUAUAUUUUGAUGGCUAUGAUUUCUGUAAUAUUGAAGUUUCAGUUUCUAGAAACGAAUUGAAAUAGUGAGUGAACAGAAAUGAAAAUUUUACAACAUGGA
Molecule: messenger RNA, 1233 nt
Organism: Telopea speciosissima
Lineage: Eukaryota; Viridiplantae; Streptophyta; Magnoliopsida; Proteales; Proteaceae
Exons: 9
Coding region: 145-831 (228 amino acids)
Source: RefSeq, a predicted model, not a curated record